Mesocestoides corti is the source of this 279-nucleotide messenger RNA. NCBI's taxonomy places the organism in Eukaryota, Metazoa, Platyhelminthes, Cestoda, Cyclophyllidea, Mesocestoididae. The record is from the annotation of a GenBank genome assembly.
AUGUGCCCUGAACUUCGGUGUACACGACGCUCAUUCCACUUCGAUGCCAAAAAGCCAAAUGAUCUGCUGCGAUCAGGCCAAGAGUUCAAGCUGGACGGGAUGAACUUACGCAUUCCGACACCGACAGAUCGCGUAGUGUUGGUUCACCGGCCCAGUUUGGAGUCGUCGUCGUCGUCGGCGUCAUGGCAGGAUCUCUUCGCGAUGGGGAAGAUGGAGUUAGGUGGGCGGGAGUGGGGUCGCUUUUCGACAGCCCGCGACACCCCGGGCGGCUUAGUCUGA